Messenger RNA from Meyerozyma guilliermondii ATCC 6260, 2505 nucleotides. RefSeq names its product Zn(II)2Cys6 transcription factor. Lineage: Eukaryota; Fungi; Ascomycota; Pichiomycetes; Serinales; Debaryomycetaceae. The transcript has a single exon. The record is from RefSeq and is a predicted model, not a curated record. Bases 1 to 2505 code for a protein of 834 amino acids. Gene Ontology annotation, molecular function: zinc ion binding; sequence-specific DNA binding; DNA-binding transcription factor activity, RNA polymerase II-specific. Gene Ontology annotation, biological process: DNA-templated transcription; positive regulation of transcription by RNA polymerase II.
AUGGUACAGGGAGCUGCUCCAGGACAUCCACGCAUACCUGCAUGUCAGAGAUGCCAUUCAAGAAAGACAAAAUGUGAUUCUCAGGUUCCCUCGUGCCAAAAUUGUGUCAAGGCAGGAGUGGAAUGCAUGCACUACGAUAAGAUCCUCGGAAAGCCAUUGGCUAGGCGUCACAUUUGGUCGUUGGAAGAGCGCAUGAAAAUCCUUGCCGAUAAAGGACAAGUAGAGAAGCCGUCUCCCGGAACUGCUAGGCAAGAAUCUCAUGAACGGGACCUCGAUGAAGCUGGUAGGAACCGGAUUAACUCAAGAGAUUCUGUACAUGUUCUGCAACUGAGCAUUGACCAGAGCAGUGAGGUGCAGAGUGAGGAAUUGGGUCUGCUUCAUGAGGGCAGCGGGGAGAUGAGGACCGAGAUUCACCAUAACCACCGUGAAAAAAGGCGCAGGCUAUCUAAUCAAAGUAGCUGGUCCGCUUUGCCGCUGGUGGAUGAUUCUUCUACUUCUUCUUUGUCCGACGAUGAUAUGGAGGUAUCAAAUCCAAACUCAACAGAUGCCUUUUUGAUCACGACAUCAACAGGUGGCGAGAGAAUCCAUUACAAUGAAGAGUUAGCAAGCGAAAUCCGACAGUAUUCCACUUCGUUUGCAGACAGAGGAGCUAGCGAGACGUUCAUCAAGAAAGAAAAUGCGGCUAUUGCCAAACUUGGACAAGAUUUUCUCAAGGUUGCACGAAAGAACACCGUUCGAAAUCGAGUAACCGAUAUCACAGCCUACAAGACUUCCAUGUUGCUACGAUUAUCGAAAAGAUAUUUCGUUUGGAUGAAUAGUGCAUAUCCCGUGUUGCACGAAUAUGAGUUUUAUGACUUGGUAAAAAGAUGUCAAAAACAGCCCAAACAGGCGACAGUUCUAGAGUUUUUUCAAUUGAAUAUGGUCUUUGCAAUUGCUUUGGCGUCCUUAAGUCGGCCUCGUUUGACCACAUCUGAACUCGGCCAUGUUUCCAGAGCUUUCUGGAAAGCUGCCAGCAGGACGCUGAGUCGUGCCAUUGGCGAUGCUGAAGGGUUGAAAAAGCUACAGAACGUAUUGCUCCUUUUGCAAUACACAUUACUAGUUCCCAAAGCGGGCAAUUUAUGGCAGCUCUCGGGUUCUGCAAUGACUCUUGCAACCGAGAUGAGCCUCUUUGCUCAGCCAAAUCCAGCCCAAAAUUUCGAUCCAUUGACAUUGGACCUUCGUCGCAGGGCAUUCUGGACAUGUUACUGUAUAGACAGGACUCUAAGUACAACUAUGGGGCGACCUACCUCCAUCCCAGAAGAAUGGAUCACCGCCAAGAUGCCCGCAUUGGUAGAAGACAAACUAAUUAAAGCUGAUGGGAUAUAUUCAGGCCCUACGUGCUGUUUGAAGAUUGCUUUAGUGCAUCAGGUGCGUAUUUGCCGCUUGCAAUCAGAAAUACAUGGACGAUUAUAUGCACCGAUACCCACAAAGUGCUCUAAUCAAGAGGAGGAAAAGGCUUGGACAUGGCAGACCUAUGACAAGCUUCGGACUUGGCGCUCUUCCUUUUUGUAUCCUACGCCUCUUGUUACCAAAGAAUGGACAGAGCUUCAGUUUCACAUUGCAGUCGUUUUGUUAUUAAGACCCUCGCCGAACAGGCCCAAUCCUUCGAUUGAGGAAACACAUGUUGCUUUGCAUUCCGCAGGAGAGUCCAUGAAACUUAUGAAAAUAAUGCAUCGAGAUGGGUCAGCCGUCUUCGUGUGGUUGACGGUCCAAAACUUAUUUAUGUGUGGUUUGACGUUCGUCAACUCUUUGAAAAAGCUAACCAAAGAUCAAAUGAGCGAGAGCAUGUGUAUUCCAUUCGUUGAAAUAAUUUUGCAAGUCCAAGCUUGCACUUCGAUACUUGAGACUCUUUCAACUUUGGAGGCAGGGGAACAUGAAAAAAUUCGAAAUGUCUUUGAAAUAGCCUCUUCGAAUAUUCUCCAUGAACUAUCGAAGCAAGCCACUAAAUUGCAGGGUCUGAUAGCCAAAGGAGGACACUGUGCUUGGGAUCUUCUUGCCAAGUCUGACAACAUCAAUUUGCAAAGACCUACAGUAGUUGACGGUAUUGAAAUACCCAUUGAGAAUGAUGCAUCUUUUCUACAUCUUACAGAUUGUGACGAAACAACUAGUAUAUCCAUAGAUGAGACGCAUUUUUAUGAGCACGACGUCGACGCUUCCUCUAGAUCUGAUGCAGGGCACUCGCGUUUGGGAAGUAAUCCACCAGAUCCCAACCAGCAUCCUGUCAUUAUUGAGAGACAAGGGCACGCUGAGUCACUUUUUAAUGCGGCUAGUACUUCUUUGAGUCAAUUGAAUCUGCGAGGUACUUCGCUACAUAUAGCCGGCGAGACCAACCCUGAAAUGUCUGCUUUAACGGCUUUUUCAGCCAUAGCGUCAGAAGCAAAUCCUAUAUCCUCUACGGACAUACCAGAUUGGUAUGUGGGCGACUCGAGUACUGACUUAGAGAGAUGGUUUCUUUAUCCUAUAUGA